This is a messenger RNA of Thunnus maccoyii (southern bluefin tuna), 3031 nucleotides long. It is a transcript of the gene prokr1a, whose product is annotated as prokineticin receptor 1a. The coding region runs from base 240 to 1367 and encodes 375 amino acids. The transcript has 3 exons. The record is from RefSeq and is a predicted model, not a curated record. NCBI's taxonomy places the organism in Eukaryota, Metazoa, Chordata, Actinopteri, Scombriformes, Scombridae. Gene Ontology annotation, molecular function: neuropeptide receptor activity. Gene Ontology annotation, cellular component: membrane. Gene Ontology annotation, biological process: neuropeptide signaling pathway.
AUUGUGAACGUGUCCUUUAAAGCGCGUGGACACCGUUUAUUUACUAAAUAAUAAAGUCUCGUUGAGCUGGAUGAUCAUCAACCUCCUCGUGCCGGUACAGGUGCGCGCGCGCGCGUGCGUGUUGGGUCUCUGUGUGUCGUGAACGCGCCUCGCGGUCUUCUUGUCAUUCAGUGGAGCAGAGCGCGUGGAGGAGCAGCAGCAUCAGAGACUCUCAUCUGAGCAUGCUGACCUGAUCCAAAAUGGGUGACCCGACCAACAACAGCUUGGCUCUAGCGGACUACUUACUGGGCAGCGAAAACCUGGACUACGAGAUUCCUCUGGAUGAGAUCCCGGACACCACGCAGGGCCGGGCCUUCUUCGUGGCCACCAUCGUCAUCGCGGUGGUGUUGGUGGGCAUCAUGCUGAUCUGUGGAAUUGGGAACUGUUUGUUCAUCGCCAGCCUUGCCCGCUACAAGCAGCUCCGCAACCUGACCAACCUGCUGAUCGCCAACUUGGCCGUAUCGGACGUGCUGGUGGCGGCGGUGUGCUGCCCCUUCCUGCUGGACUACUAUGUGGUGAAGCAGCUGUCGUGGGAUCACGGCUUGUUGCUCUGCGCCUCCACAAACUACCUGCGCACCGUCUCGCUCUACGUGUCCACCAACGCUCUGUUGGCCAUCGCUGUGGACAGGUACAUGGCGAUCCUCUACCCUCUGAAGCCUCGUAUGAAGCACCGGACGGCCUACUGCGUGAUCCUGACGGUGUGGAUCGUCCCCAUCUUCAUCUCUAUCCCGUCUGCCUACAUGGCCUCUGAGACGACCUACCCUCACGUGGAGGGUCAAACCCAGAAGACCUUCUGCGCCCAGAUCUGGCCCGUGGACCAGCAAGUUUACUACCGCUCCUACUUCCUCCUCAUCUUCGUUCUGGAGUUCAUGGGCCCUGUGACCGUCAUGUCCGUAUGCUACAUCCAGAUCUCCAGGGACCUGUGGUUUAAGGAUGUUCCGGGUUUCCAGACGGAGCAGAUCCGGAAGCGGCUACAGAGGCGACGGAGGACGGUGGUGGUGUUGAUUCUGGUGCUGGUCGCCUACGUCCUGUGCUGGGCGCCAUAUUAUGGCUUUGCCCUGCUGCGGGACUUUUACCCCACCCUCAUCUCCAGGGACAGGAACUCGCUGGUGGCUUUCUAUAUCAUCGAGUGCAUCGCCAUGAGCAACGGGAUCAUCAACACGCUCUGCUUUGUGAGUGUCCAAAACAACACCAAGCGCCUGAAGAAGGCGGGCAAGUUCCCGCUGAAACUGGUGACCUUUGUGGCUGCCAAGUCAGUGGAUGAAGGGGAGGCACGCACCUCAUCCCUCCGAGUGACGGAGGAUGCGGAAGGAGGUCGGCUGAGGUAGACUUUGAACGUUCAAGCAGCAGCUUAAACAUCAGGAAUCACAUCAUAGUGGCGCACAAAAGGAAUCAUAUUACCAGCUGGAGCGCCAGAACAUGUGCGUUGAAGGUGGGAGAUACCGGCUGAGCUUCACGAAAUAACGAAUCCAGAAAUAAAAAGAUGAGGCAGCUGCUCUGCAUCCGGAGGUUCCAGCAGCUCCAGGUAUCUGGAGAAGCUGUACUGUGUCCGCAGCGUCCAGAGUUCCCACGCUUUUCAUGGAGUUAUCUUUAAGGAUUCAUCCGAUAAAGUUGCAGGGAAUUAAUGGACACAACACUUGGAUAGACAUGAAACUCUUCUGAAUCAUCAGCACAUGACAGUGAAACUGAGACUGAGACUUAAAAAGUCAAAAGGUACAAGACUGUGUACAUAACAACUUUAGGAAAAAGUCAACUACAAAUCACAGAGAGCACCGCUGCAAGAAACAUCCAAUCAGAGAGCUUCUCUGAGAUCCUGUUUCCAGUCAGCUGAUUAAUUCAUAUUUUGGAUCAAUGGUGACAGUUACAGUCACAGUGACGAAAUACUCUGGAAAUGCCACAACUCUGAUUUCACAGCACUGGCAGGUGUCUUCAGCUGCUGAGGCUCAUGGGUACUGUAGUACUAACAGGAAAGAAGAGGAUUUCUCAUAAACAAACACAGAUGUUUAUAACUGACAUUAUAGAAUGGUUCAAUGAUCCAGGAGACUCCUGAGUCUGAGUCUAUGCUGAGGAACAUUGAGAUGCAAAUUGAGUGCAAAUUUCAGUCGGAAAAAUAUGCUCAUAUGUCAGAGUGAAUUCCAGGGCGUCAUUUUCUUGCACAUUACUGGACCACUCAUUGCUUUUCAGGAUAUUUUUGGUGUAUUUUGGCAUUUUCCAGGACUUUUUCCACGAAAACAUCUUUUCCAUUGACAAAAACCUUCAGUGCCAUUCUUUACUCUUCUUUCAAUGAUGAAAUACUCUCCAGUUCUGAUAUAACUGAUGCUAUAGCAGCAUCUACACUGCCAUUGUUGUUUUGAACGAACAGUCACUUCUCGCUGUUGUCACACCUAAACCACGCCUGCAGCUGCCAGAAACCUGACAAGAUGGAUUCUCGUAUGAUCUCGCAAAUCCAGCUGCCUCACAAGGUAACAAGAAUCCUGCCAGUUUGACGUCUUAAAGCACGGGGACAAAGGUGUGUUUCAAUGACGAUGAUGCAUUACAUCACAGCAUCAAAGCUUCAGUGGAGACACUGUGGACUGUUUUUGUGUUACAUGUGGGAAAACCACCUGGGGGAUUUUUGCAUGUGUGAGAAAAAUUCUUGGAUUCUUGUUACUUGUUGUAAAAGUUUUUACUGUGUUUGUACAUAAGAGAACUUGCAAAUGUUUGCUGUUUAAAGGAAAAGUCUGGUGAAACUCCAUAUUUUUAGCAAUGGUAUUCAGUUUUAGCCAGUCAUGUUCCCCAGAUGAUGGAUUCUACUAUGAUGAUCCCCUGAAUGUUCCUCUAGUGCCACCUUGAGGUUGACACUUUUGUCUUUUACUGAAAUAUCUCAAGAACUAUUGGAUGUAUUGCCAUGAAGUUUGGCACACAUUCAGACAAGUGACAUAUCAAAGGAAAAACCAACAUAAAGUGUCUUAUUAAGGUGUUGGACCACCAGAACAGCUUCAGUGUGCCUUGG